Molecule: messenger RNA, 2529 nt
Organism: Tigriopus californicus
Lineage: Eukaryota; Metazoa; Arthropoda; Copepoda; Harpacticoida; Harpacticidae
Exons: 3
Coding region: 179-1690 (503 amino acids)
Molecular function (GO): protein binding
Source: RefSeq, a predicted model, not a curated record
CUAUGGUCUGAAAGUAUGGGGGAGAGAUGGGGGAAAUUUUCAUAUCUAGUGCGCCAAAUGAUCUGAGAAAGGGAGCAUUUGAAGUAAACAAGCCGUCGACUUGAACCAAUCUUCAAACCCAUCCAAGAGCACAAGGGAUCGGAAUUCAUCAUCUUCAGAACGGAGAUGGCGAGGAUGGAUGGGAUGUAUGAUCAAAAGCGAGGUUGAGCAAGGAGAAUCGUCGUUGUUCCGUCCAAGGUUUUUCAUGAAUAUCCGGUCCGGACAGGUUUGUUGUGAUCGCCCGGGUUUUGCCCACUUAAUCUACAAUAUCCUGGAUCACUUGGAUAUCUCGACUCUCGCUCGGUUAGAGCUGAUUUGUCAAAGUUGGCGAAAUUUCAUGAUUCGCGAACAAGUCUGGCAGCACGUGGUGGAUCAUCGAUUGGCCGGUGAAGGCACUUGGUUGAGAGAUCGCUUGAGCCAAAACUAUUCGACGUUUGACAUGGCCCAAAAAGACCGGGAAAACGGGGACUUGGCCACGGCUUCCAUGAAGCUCCGACAAUUGGCGUGGCGCAUACAACGAGGAUAUUUAGGGGCGUGGAAAGAUCAAUACGCGGAUUUGGUGAAAAUCCAAGAAGCCAAAUUUGUCAGGGCUAUGAAGCUGAGAGGCCGAUACGUCCUCUUUGCUAUGGGCGGGGCCGUCAUGGUUCGACCAUUGUUCCCCCUGACAUCGCCCACUGUGGAAACACCAGGAUUAGAGGAUGUGCCUCCAAUGGAAACAGGAAACCGAUCUGUGCCCUUUGUGCAAUUUGGUGGUGGUCAUCGAAGAGAGGUGAACGAGUUCGAUAUCAAUGGAAAAUUUGUGGCCACGGUGGGAAGGGACCGCAGGUUGGUUUUGUGGACGAUCAAUUGGACUACCAAAGAGCUCUCCGACGAGGAUAUUCAACUCCAUUGCGCCGUUUCUGAAGCGCACAAACGCCUCAUAACCACUGUCAAAUUCAUCAACCCUCACACUCUAGCCACGUCCUCCAGGGAUCAUACCAUUAAGAUCUGGCACAUCAAACCCGGUCAAGAAGGCCAGGGGUACGCGUGUGACCUGACUUUGGAGCAAACCCUUCAAAGCCACACCCAUUCGGUGUGGUGCAUUGACGUGACCCAGGACUUUAUUGUAUCGGGCUCGGCUGACAAGAUUCAGCGAGCUUGGAAAUUCGAUGGCGAUCAAUGGGUUGAACAUCAUGCAUUCAAAGGUCACUCCACAGGUGUACGAAAUGUGAUGAUAUUCCAAUCGAUGCCAAGUUUCUUCGUCUCUGGUGAUCUCUUGGGCGAAGUGAAAGUGUGGAAUCUCGAGACGAAGGAGAUCCAGUACGAAGUUCCGGAAAUAGAAUCCCAGGGAUGGUUUCGACAUUCCGGAGCUGUGGUUUCUCUGUCGGAAGCCCCCGGGAUAUUAGCGGUCAUGUUCGGGAACAUCCGGAUAGGGUUAUACAACUCCUUAAACGUGGCAGUCUCUUUGGAUUUGUUUCGCAUCGUCGAUGUGACCCCUAUCGUGCCUCAAGGAUUUGUCCGGAGCAUCACCAUGACCAAGUUUCAGUUGUUCUUGGCCACGGUAACGGGUCAGAAUGACAUUGCUGUUCUCGAUAUUUGGGAUGAGCUCAAGUGUCAGAGUCGCCUCGAAUCGAAUGUGGUCGGUCAGGAAUGGCAAUUCAAUCUCAAAUAAUGCGGAGAUGGUAUCCUAAACAAGCCAGAUCAUUUCGUGCAUUGUAAAACUACAAACUACAGACCCUUCCACCUGAUGGAAGGUGACGAUCACGAUCGGUCCUGAUCAAUUUCGGGCUGCCAAAUUGUCCUUGGACGGGGAUUCCAUCCAAUUCAUUAAAUUGGAACCGAUGGCAAGCGAGCUUCCAAUUCGACGUUGUCGUCUCGGAAUGGGCAUUUAGAGCACUAUUAUUGUCAGUACUGCACGCCAAGGAGGAGCUCGAAGAAGGCCAUUAAGGGAAGGGCGCACAAAUGCUGAUGUGUAGCUCGGAAGUGGAAAUGAGACGAUUGGGAUUACUUUCCCGUGUCCUCGAAAAAGAGAGCAAGGUCAGGCUUCGGACUAGAUUUGAAAUUGGCAAUCAAUUGAAUCGCCUCGUUGGCCAACACACACUACGAUUCGGCUUAGUGUCUCGAAAAUAUUUGAUUUAUCCGAGAAGCAAAUUACCAAAUCAAAUAUCUGAAAAACAAUACCCAAAUAAAAGCAUUUUCAUGGUAACAAAAAAAGCCAUACACCAGGUAGUUGAACCUUGGACAUUAUUUUGUUUUAUUUCAUUUUUUGGAGGGCGAGCUUCAAAAUUUGUUGGAAAUUGGGUUGCCUCUGUUAUGUUUUUGUCAGAUAAGCUUAACCAAGAAUAGGGUUGGCUGAAAUUUUCCAAGCGAAAACAUUCGUCUGAUUAGUCCGUGAAAUAAAGUGCGCAAAGUCUGAGCCACUAUCCCACGGUACAAUUUAGUUUGUGCAUUGGUGACACUCCUUCCAAGAAUAAGGGCCAAUUAUUUCAAUGAUUAUUGGCAACAAAAGUC